This is a messenger RNA of Arctia plantaginis, 756 nucleotides long. Lineage: Eukaryota; Metazoa; Arthropoda; Insecta; Lepidoptera; Erebidae. The record is from the annotation of a GenBank genome assembly.
AUGUUUCGGGGUCAGCGGCCACGUUCCCAGUCCGGACUGGAACCCGAGUGCAGAAUUCCUUGCAAAUGUCUCACGCACCCACUUAACGUUUACCGAACAAAGAAAGUUUUUAUCAAAUCAAGUGCUUCUUCCCACCGGACACCGGAUCCCUUGCAAUAUCUCCCAGUGUGUUUUGAUAUGGCGCGCUACCAGCUCCUCUGUUUGAUCAUCGUUGCCGCGACAGAUAUCAGACCAUGUUUUGCUGAAAAUACAGACACGUUAAAAGAACAAGAAAACACAUUGCCAGACCUUGCCAAGGAAGUGGAAGAUAACAGCCGUUAUAAAACUUUGGAAGCCAAUGCUACCGUAUUGAAACUAUUGGUUGAUGAUAAAAAUGGGGUGAGCAGAUCGGAAGUGUUUGACAUGCUGCAUUCUCGCGAUGAUAACGAAAGUCACAUGGAUCUUCCCACUUUCCCUGAGGACUCUGAGGAUGCUCGUGCAGAGGUACCCAUGUUGCCGGAUGCCCAGGCUGAGUUAUUGCAAGGUCCCGAUGAAACAGUACAUAAGGAUGCUCCGAGACUGUCAGGACGACUCCGGUACACGGGCGAGCCCAUUGGAACUGCUGCCGGCAUCAUGGUGGCGGUCACCUGCACCAUCGUGUGUCUCGCCUACACAGCUCUUAUAGUGUGGAGGAGGAUAUACUUGAAACGAAAUGGCCUCAAACAUGAGCUGCUGAGAAACGAGGAGAAUAUCGCCGAGACUAGAAUAGAUUUGUGA